Messenger RNA from Paramecium primaurelia, 1067 nucleotides. The record is from the annotation of a GenBank genome assembly. Lineage: Eukaryota; Ciliophora; Oligohymenophorea; Peniculida; Parameciidae.
AUGAAUAAAUAGGACAAGAGAAAAUUGCCUAACCAUUUGUAAUAUGAUACUGUUAGUCCUGCAACUAAAUUGUUAGAAAAAAGAAGGAAAAUGUAUGAAGUUCAUGAGGCUUUCGAAGCGUAGAGAGAAGAAUUUAAAAAGUGAUUAUUACAAAUAGGAUAUAGAUAAGAAGACAAGUUUAAACAAGAGGAAGAGAAGAUUCGUUCGAAAGACAUGGAAAUACAAGAAUCUUUGAUCAAGUUUUGCAAGUUUUUAUAAGAUAAUGAGGCAAAAAAAAAAAGAGCAGAGGGCAGGCUUGAAGAAGAGAAACGAUAAAAAUAGUAAAAGGAAAAAGAAAUAUAAGAAUUGAAUGGUCUAUUAUAGGAUUUAACAAAGAAAUAAUAGAGACUUGAAAAGAAGGGUAUGUGUACGUUUAUAUCAAAACAGUUACCUCAAUGAAAAAAUAUGAAGAAUAUUUAGAUAGUGUAGCAAAACAAUAUCCAGAGUAAUAUCAUGAUAUGUCAUCAAUUUUAGAAAGACAUAGUACAUUAUCAAGUUAAAAUACAAAAUUGGUUGAGGAACAUUCAUCUAUGGAAAAAGAAUAUGAAAAAUUAAAAUAUGAAUCAACUUAAUAUGAAAAGGAUAAAAAUCAUGAAAUUUUACAAUUAAAUAAUGAUAUUAAGGAAUUAUAAAAGAAAUUAGAAGAAAAAAUAUCAGAAAGAAAUUAAUUAUAAUAAAUAGUAGAAGCAUCAGCAAAUGAAGCAUCAUCAAAAAAUUUAAGUUUAGGAAGAAUUUUAAUGGCCAUUGAUAAUCUAUUUAAUCGAUGUUAAGAAGGAACAUAAAAGAUUAAACAUGAAUUGGAAGAAACAAAAUAAGAAAAUAAUAAAAAGGAUGAAAAAAAGUUAAAAAAGGAAGAUAAUAAAAAAUAAUAAAAUAAAGAUGAAGAGAAAGAAGAAGAAGAAGAUAAUUAUGAAGUAAAAAGUUAAUAAGCUAUGUAAAAAUUAAAAAUAAUUUCUUUAUAUUUGAAUGAUUAUAAAAAAAUUAUUUUUGGAUGUAAAGAGGAUUAUAAAAAAGCAUAAAAUAAAUGA